Messenger RNA from Puccinia graminis f. sp. tritici CRL 75-36-700-3, 324 nucleotides. RefSeq lists its product as uncharacterized. Lineage: Eukaryota; Fungi; Basidiomycota; Pucciniomycetes; Pucciniales; Pucciniaceae. The transcript is spliced from 3 exons. The record is from RefSeq and is a predicted model, not a curated record. The coding region runs from base 1 to 324 and encodes 107 amino acids.
AUGACGGCGGCAGUGUCCAAUGCAAGACAUGCGGACUAUUUUGUAAGUGCUUGCUCCUGCUCCCGUUUUGUAGGGUUGAGUUUCCUGGGCACUCAUGAUGAAAGCACUCUGUCCAACCUACAAACAGGGGCAAAAUCCUGCCGGCCAAGGGACAAUGUAAAUGGCAAACGUACCACUGAAUUAUGUGACACGCAAUACACAGAUGGUUAUUGUGGUACCAGUCAUGGCUCCUUCAUUUGCAACGGUGGAUACUACAAGGACGGACCUCAUGCCAACCAGCCGCAAGGCUGCCAGGAUUGUGAUGACUUGGAGCCUCCUGCCUGA